Messenger RNA from Mya arenaria, 987 nucleotides. Its product is annotated as lactadherin-like. The record is from RefSeq and is a predicted model, not a curated record. Lineage: Eukaryota; Metazoa; Mollusca; Bivalvia; Myida; Myidae. The transcript is spliced from 6 exons. The coding region runs from base 1 to 987 and encodes 328 amino acids.
AUGUCUGAGUGUAGACCCCAUGCAGCUCGAUUACACGCCCAGGCAAACUGGAUCGACAGUGGAAGCUGGUGUGCGGGUCAUCUGGAUCCUGAUCCAUAUAUUCAGGUCCGUUUCAACAGCCAAAGCAUUAUCACCGGCAUCGCCCUCCAAGGUCGACCUAACCAGAACGAUCCAUCUCACCCCUGGCACAAUUGUUGUGAACAGCGGGUGAGGUCCUAUCGAUUCUGGUACAGUGCGGAUUGUGAGACGUUUUUGUCAUAUACAGAUGGCAAUGGAAACUCAACGAUUCAGUGUGUACAAAAAUGCAUCGAAGCGAAGGCGGCUGAUUUAUGCAGAUUGUCUGGAUUUGACAAAGCUACGGGCACCUGUUACCUCAGUUUAAACCAUGCCGAUGACGUCGUCAGUGUUACAGAUGACAACAAACUUGUACUCAUACCGGGUGAUGCCUACAUAUGCUCAAGAGGGGACUAUCUUGUCAGCGGACGGAAACCACUGCCUGAUGACCAAAUAACAGCUUCUAGUACAUUAAAUUAUCCCGCAGCGUCAGUAUGUACCACGGUAGCUCGCUUACACGCGGAGGCAAACUCGAUGAACGUUGGGAGUUGGUGCGCUGACUAUCAGGACCCCGACCCAUAUAUCCAGGUUCAAGUACGGUUUAGCAAUCAAUCCAUUAUCACUGGCAUUGCCCUUCAAGGUCGACCAAUACACACCGACCCAACCAACAUCUGGUACUCAUUUAAUUGGAUUAUACAGUUCGUGACGUCAUAUCGCUUCUGGUACAGUGAGGAUUGUGUGACGUUUCUCCCAUACACAGACGACAAUGGAACAGCAACGGUUUUUCCUGGUAAUUCUGACAGAGACAACGUGGUGACCAACAUGCUUCCGCGUCACGUGACUGCAAUGUGCGUGCGCAUCAACCCCGUGACCUGGGAAGGUUAUUGCUCACUGAGGUUUGACAUUUUUGGGUGCGUCAAAGACACUCUGUAA